Molecule: messenger RNA, 1762 nt
Organism: Cucurbita pepo subsp. pepo (vegetable marrow)
Lineage: Eukaryota; Viridiplantae; Streptophyta; Magnoliopsida; Cucurbitales; Cucurbitaceae
Source: RefSeq, a predicted model, not a curated record
UUAAUGUUACACUGACAUUCAAGAGGCAGAUUAGAUUAUCUUUCAAAUGAGACUUUUCUGUUGGAUUCGUAACCUAUUGGAAGAUUGGGGGUGUUCAUGUUAAUGGAUGCCUCCCAACUGUGGAAAACAAAUGCUUCGGCGCUUUUCCACUUGGUCGUUUUUGCUCUGUUAUUCGAUUACUUGUUUUCCUCAAGUAUUGUGAGUCUUUAGCGAUAAUGGGUAUCAAUCAUGAACUCCUUAUCGCUUGUGAGUUCGCGGAUAGUCUGCAGAUUGUUUUCGACUUCUUUUAUUGUGCGUCGAACAAUCUGUAAUCGGAGCUUUGGUGGUGAUGAUCGAUUUGAGUUUGUUGUGGAACCCAAUAAGAAGAGGUUGGAGGGAUCGGAGUUUGGUUACUUUACUGAUGAAAAUUCGGAUUCCUGUGAGAUUGGGAGUCGUAGAGGGGAUGAUCUGUCAAUGAGAAGGGGUUUUCUAGAGGGUGCGAAAAUUGGUGCUGAAAAAGUUAUUGAGAUUCUCAAACAGGACGGUCCUGGAUUUGACACAUUAUUGGCUUUGGAUGAACUGCAACUACAGGUCUCAGGGGUUCUUGUUAGGGAAGUUCUGAAGGGGAUUUUGAGAAGUGUAAAUGUUCUAAACAAAACUCAAUGUGCAAAAUCGGGGUACAAGUUCUUCGUGUGGUCCGGUAAGGUCGAGAAUUAUCGACACACUGCGAGCUCGUAUCAUAUGGUCAUGAAAAUAUUUGCUGAAUGUGAGGAGUUCAAGGCUAUGUGGAGGUUACUUGAUGAGAUGACUGAGAAAGGGUACCCUGUGACUGCAAGGACUUUUAUGAUAUUGAUAUGUACCUGUGGUGAUGCAGGCUUGGCUAGGAAAGUUGUCGAGAGGUUUAUCAAAUCAAAAACAUUCAAUUUUAGGCCGUUUAAACACUCUUAUAAUGCGAUUCUUCAUGGACUACUUGUGAUAAAACAGUACAAGUUGAUUGAGUGGGUGUAUCAGCAAAUGCUGCUUGAUGGUCACAGCUCAGACAUUCUUACAUAUAAUGUGGUGUUGUAUGCAAGGUGCAAAUUGGGGAAAUUGGAUCAGUUUCACAGAUUGCUUGAUGAAAUGGCUAGAAAUGGGUUUUCUCCUGAUUAUCAUACUUAUAACAUUCUUCUUUUUGUUCUUGGCAAGGGAGACAAACCUCUUGCAGCUCUAAAUCUUUUGAACCACAUGAGGGAAGUGGGUUUUGAUCCGAGCAUUCUUCAUUUCACGACGCUUAUCGAUGGACUUAGUCGGGCUGGAAAUUUGGAUGCUUGCAAAUAUUUCUUUGAUGAACUGGGAAACAAGGGGUGCAUUCCUGAUGUUGCUUGCUACACUGUGAUGAUCACAACCUACACAGUGGCUGGGGAGCAUGAGAAAGCUAAGGAGCUUUUUGAUGAGAUGGUCAUGAAGGGUCAGCUCCCUAAUGUAUUGACGUACAACUCCAUGAUUCGGGGUUUUUGUAUGGCGGGUAAGUUCGAUGAGGCUUACUCGAUGCUGGCUGAAAUGGAAACCCGUGGUUGCAGACCAAAUUUUGUUGUAUAUAGUACCCUUGUAAGCUAUUUGCGAAAUGCUGGAAAGCUUUCUGAGGCUCAUAAAGUUAUAACGCGCAUGGUGGAGAAGGGGCAAUACGCCCAUUUAGUGACGAAAUUCAGGGGAUAUAGGAGAUGCUAGAUCAUUAGGAAGAACUUUUGUAAUUGAAGAUUAUUAGUUAAUAAGCAAAUGAGAAAUUCAAGUGCCAGUUUGUCCA